UUAUAUUGAAUGUAAUGAAAGUCAUUUUUAUUUAUAUUAUUGCUACCUAUCUCAUUCUUUUUUAGUGUCAGUAAAUCGUGAGUCGUAAUAUAUUGGUUAGCUGGCCUAACUGACAAAAUACGAACUCUAUACUUUACUCAAUUUUCUUUUUUAAUUUCACCCUUCCACAAAAAUUACUAAAUACGACCUCGCUUCCCAAAAAUUGCGGGAAAGAGUUAACUCGUCCGUAAAGGUUCCUGAAACAUUUGCUUAGCUCUUGAGUUCACCCAAACUCUAUCAUCAAACCCAGUUUGAAUUGAGAAUAAUCAGAAUAUGAGUGCAAGUAGCUUGGUUGCAGAGGCAGUCUGGAAGGCCAUUGAAUCAGCUGGUUCAGUGACCGAUGAACAGCUUUCCAUGUUGCAUUUCUUGUUUGGUAAGAACUUGGAGCGAGCGACUAGGAUAGUCGAUCAAAGAGGUGUCAAGAGGAUUUUCGGUGAGCCCAGUGGACGUUCUAUAUUUCAGGUUGUAGGAGAAUCCCGAAGGAAGGAGGAGUACUUUUGUUUUGCUGAACACUAUUGCGCUUGUUAUUCAUUCUUCUAUGACAUUGUAAACAGAGGAGAGCAGCUUUGUUGUAAGCAUCAGUUGGCUGCAAGACUUGCUGCAGCAUUGGGAGCAUGCAUUGAAGAUAAGGUAUCUGAUGAGCAGUUAGCUCUACUGCUUUCCAAGCUAUGACAUAUACGGCCAUAACUAAAAUUUGGUAAUAGGAGUUGAAGAGAUACUACAAAAGCAGGGCACAAUUGAAUUUGUUCAAAUACUUGUUCUACAUGAACUGCAAGAAUAAUGUGAAAUUCGAUAUUGCGAUUGUAGGAAAUACAGAUGUUGUGUAUCCUAUACGGUUGUAGAGAUCGCUUAGCAUAAAAUGUACAUAUUCUUUGGUCGGAAGAUUAGAACCGCUACAAGCAUUAUCUGAAAUAUGAUUGUUUUAAUGAGUGUUA
Messenger RNA from Rosa rugosa (rugosa rose), 974 nucleotides. RefSeq lists its product as uncharacterized. Lineage: Eukaryota; Viridiplantae; Streptophyta; Magnoliopsida; Rosales; Rosaceae. Gene Ontology annotation, molecular function: zinc ion binding. The transcript is spliced from 5 exons. Gene Ontology annotation, biological process: double-strand break repair via homologous recombination. Bases 313 to 711 code for a protein of 132 amino acids. The record is from RefSeq and is a predicted model, not a curated record. Gene Ontology annotation, cellular component: Shu complex.